This is a messenger RNA of Lathyrus oleraceus (garden pea), 771 nucleotides long. RefSeq lists its product as uncharacterized. Bases 215 to 628 code for a protein of 137 amino acids. The transcript is spliced from 2 exons. Lineage: Eukaryota; Viridiplantae; Streptophyta; Magnoliopsida; Fabales; Fabaceae. The record is from RefSeq and is a predicted model, not a curated record. Gene Ontology annotation, molecular function: carbon-sulfur lyase activity.
AAACGCCAAAAUCUUGAAACUUGAGUCAAUAGACGUACCAGAUUAAUGUUUUUAUGUAUAUUAUAUAAAUUAUUAUACUAGUAUAAAUGCACAUGCAAAGUUGAACUUGUAUUCCUCGUCUAAUUUCCUCUGAUCCGAUCAUAAACUGUAGUUGACAGGAGCAAGGAGCCAAGAUUUCAUUGUUGAUCAUUGUUGUUUAGAUUAGAAUCCUGAAAUGGAAGGUGAAACAGUGAUGCAUUCAGGAGGUUGUCAUUGUAAGAGUGUAAGGUGGAAAGUGGUUGCUCCUUCCAGUGUGGUGGUAUGGGACUGCAACUGCUCAAACUGCUACAUAAGAGGCAAUACUCACUUUAUUGUGCCUGCUCACAAAUUUGAGCUUUUGGGAGAUUCUGCUCAGUUUCUUACAACUUAUUCGUUUGGCACCCACACUGCAAAGCAUACAUUCUGUAAAAUAUGUGGUAUAACUUCAUUCUAUUAUCCUCGCUCAAACCCAGAUGGGGUUGCUGUUGCAUUCAGGUGUGUUGACGCAGGAACUUUGACAGUCAAUGAAAUCAGGAGUUUUGAUGGGAAGAAUUGGGAACAGUCAUAUAAUGAGUCAGACAUCUCUUCAUGUUCAAAGGUUCAGAAGUGACUCAUAUAACAUUAGAGGCUACAAAUUAGUUGUGGUCACUAUGUUGCCCCUGCAACUAAGCUAGCUUUAAUAUAUAUGAUGUAAUGCAAAUAAAAAUAAUGUAAACAGACAAAUUAUCUAAUUCUAAUGACGUGGUUUGGAAA